AUCUGCCGGAUCUCGUGCCGGAGCUUGGCUAGUGGCUGCACGAGGCUCAGAUACUAGAUCCGAGAUACUCAGAUCAGUACCAGCGUAGUUAAUUCAUUUUCUCAGUGAUAAGUGUUUUGAGAUUUCUUUGUGUGAAGUCGAUUCGGAACCGAAAAUCACUUUCGGAAGAAUGGCGCAAUCAUUGCAACUUCUCGUGGUUCUAUUGGUCUGUCUGGUGCAUGAUGCUGUGUCGUUUCCACAAACCAACAUCCAACUGCAGUACCCGAACGGAGCAUUCGAUGAUCCGGUACCGAACAACGACCACAACCAGAAGUUCCACGACUAUGCCAGCGUCUUGACCCGCUUUGAUCCCUGGGUGACGGGGCAGAAAGUGCCGAUUCCGGCCGACCCAGUGACGGAUGCCUUGCACCAGGACCUGCCACCGGAAGCAGCCUCCCUGGGAUCAACGCGCCACGUACGAACACCGGUCGAGUUUGCGGACUCGGUUCCGCAGGGAAGUGAGGCAAUCCCGGCCUACAACGAAUACAUCCGUGUGCUGACCCGGUUUGACCCGUCGGUGACCGGACAGCGGCAACAGGCAGCUCACGAACAUGCCGUCUUCAAACGGGAGAACGAGGAACGGGCAGCCGAUUCGUUGAUUAGCAAGGAUAAAGAUUUUGGCGAGCAGAUCGAGGACAAGGUACCAGAAUUGUCCACGGAGACCGCCGAUCCGGUCUACGGAGAUUUUGUUAAGGAGCUGAAACGCUUCGAUCCGUGGCUGGUGGGACACAAUGUGUCCAUUCCGCGUAACGCCAGUGCCGAUGAACAGUGGAUCAGCGAGUCCAAGGAGUAGAUUGCCACCGGAGGAGGUUGCCUACCCGCGAAAUUGUGUAAGAGUAAUCUUACAGCCAUCAGCCAUUGCCAACCGUCUCAGUGAAUUAUUAACUAAUAAAGAACAAACUACAAAGCUUUGCGCCUAAAAGCAUGCUAUUGAUGCACACCACAUCAACGGUUAUUACAAAACACGUGCUUCAAUCGCUGCGAUGGCUACAAUUUUACUGUGCACGGCGCAUCUUUUGUACGCUUCUAAUGCAACGAUCAAGCCAUCAAUCAAGCUUAAUCUUAACCUAAAUAAUAGUAUUCUACGGUUCUUUUAUGCGCUUAAAAUAUGGAGAUCAUCUUUACAUUUUUUUUCAAAAUCAAAAUGUUAAUAUUGUAAUAUUUUUCAGUAAUUUU
Molecule: messenger RNA, 1215 nt
Organism: Anopheles bellator
Lineage: Eukaryota; Metazoa; Arthropoda; Insecta; Diptera; Culicidae
Exons: 2
Coding region: 170-832 (220 amino acids)
Source: RefSeq, a predicted model, not a curated record